CUUGAAGUAUACUAUCAUCCCCAAUCUUUAUAAGUGUGUUCUAUGGAUUCAAUGUCGUUGUCUUUGGAGUCCUUGCUGACGCUGGCAUCAGCUGUAGUGACCCUGGAAACAGCUCUGAUCUCCUCAUUAUCCGCUAGCUUGAGUCCCUCGUUGAUUUUACCGCCGGCGAGAGAUUCUUCCUCUUCUAUAUCCAUAGUGACCGCUACAUUAUGGUUCUGGCUGUGGAUAUUUUUCAAGGUAAUGAACUAUGUGGUGGUAAUUGUUCCAACUAUAAUAUUGAACUUACUUUCGAUCAAUUAUCAGGUUACGUUAUCGCUUUCUCUGAUAUUGGUUACUUUAUCAAUCAUGUUGGGCAUAUCCUUUAUCAUUGUUCGUUAUCGUUAUUUGACAGGCUAUUCAAAAGACACCCAACCGGGGAUCAAGUCCAAAAAGCAUAAAGAUAUCGAUAUUGUAAAUGACAUGACCAAUAAAAAGCAUCGUGGGGAAAAUAAAUCUACUUCCAAUUACUUGGAUGAAUUUUUAAGUGCAAUCAAAGUGUUUGGUUAUUUGGAAAGACCAGUUUUCCAUGAACUAACUAAAAAUAUGACCACUCAAAAGCUAUCAUGUGAUGAAAUAUUGUAUCUUGAUGAAAAAUUGGGAUUUUCCAUUGUAGUUGACGGUACUCUUCAAGUUUAUACAAAAAUCAAUGACUCGUUUGCUAAUUCACUGGAGAAUAGCCCAAGGGAUUUGGAAAGUGACGAUGAAAUUGACUAUGAAAAGGGAGAUAUUCUAAGAAUUGGUGAUCAAAGAUAUCAGCUAUUGAAUGAAGUUAAAAGUGGAUCUCCACUUUCUUCUUUGAUUAAUACCCUCGACCUUUUCAAACCUUUAUAUUCUAAGGUUCAACAUUCUAAUACUAAUUUAUCAAGUAUCGCUGGCAGCACUGGGGUUAGUGUUGAAAACUUUCAAAAUUACGAUUUGACUCAAAAGCUGAAUGGACAAAAUAACACCAAAGCUUCCUUUCAUAUUAACCCUUUACAAAAUAAUAGCCCGAAUGAUAGUGGUAUUUCUCCUCUUGAUUAUCCACGCCCUUCUUAUCCCAAAAACCAGUCACCUUUACCUGAACAAUACUUAGAAUCUUUACCAAAUUCUCCAAUUCCUUCGAGUACUCCAACUCCAAUGGAUACUAAUGUUUUACAGCCAGAGCCCAGACGUCCAGAUCAGAGUCCUACAAGCCAUACUAUUAGAGGCUCUCCGAGUGGAAUACCUCCUUCGCCACCUCAUGAAUCUCAGUGGAAAUCAUCUAGCUAUUGCUACCCAGAUAUUAUUGCCAGACCAAAGCCUUUGUCAAAAUCUGAUGAUAAGAAAAAAAGUCAUGCUAAUACAAGUGCUACAAUUGCCAUUAUUCCAUAUCUGGCAUUUCAAAGAGUCCAGUCAAAAUAUCCAAAAGCAACCUCUCAUAUUGUUACCAUGGUUUUAACUAGAUUAUACAAGGUCACUAUGAAUACCAUUCACAAUUAUCUUGGCUUGACUAGCCAGAUUCUCGAUAGUGAGAUUAAACUUAACAAUUCAGAGGAGGAUACAAAAUUACCAAGCUAUUUACAUGAAGGUGUCAUUGAAAGAUUUUAUGGCAAACCUGAUGAUAAAUCAAAAGACAGCCAAUCUAAUAAUACAAAAUCAAAUGAAAAUGGAGAUAAAAUCGAAAAGAGACCACCAUUUUUAACUAAGGGUACAGUGAAUAAUAGUUCAAGACAUUCGGCAAAAAAAUCGUCUUCCAGAUACGUUGUUUUAGAUUCAAGAUCAAAAUCGUCCCACCCUGGGGACUUAUUAUCAUCCGUUCCAUUAUCUAGACGAUCUGAUUACUAUCAGUCCCACGCAACUGCAGUUCACCCCGAUCCAUCUGAAGAGUCCAAUGACAAAUUGAACUCUCAAAGUUCAUCUAAUACAUCUACCCGUCCUCACCCUUCUCAUUCUAGCAAGCCUUCAAGUACAACUGUGAAACUGCAUAUCCCUACUCCGUUAAAGAGGGACCAUGGAAAAGUCGAAGACAUAAGGGAACUUGAAUUCUCAGGUGAUCGUGAAGAAACCGAAGAAACUUCUUUGCGAAUUGCAAUUGUUGAAAAUGUGUUCAAAUUAAUUGGUAUUGAUGAAAAUAAUGUCUUGAUUAACAAUGAGCCAUUAAACGGGAGUAUGUCUUCUUCCGUAAACUCAUCUGUUGUUGGGUUAUCGAGUUUGAUGAAUGGAAAUAGUGUUUCACAAGUCAACCUUUUGAACGGAAAUCUGAAUAACAGAUUGGAACACAGUAUUUACGAUACGGUACUUGGGAGGAAUAGGCUCGACUCUCUUCACAGCUUGAACUCUAGAAGUGAUAGUCCAAUUCCCACUAAAGUUUAUAAUACUAUAAGCCAAUCUCAAUUGAAGAAUCAAAAUGUUGGCGAUUCAAGUAUCAUUAAUAAUCUAGUAAAUGGUCAGGGUUUAAAAAAUAAAGCAGGCUCCCAUUCAUCUGAUUUGAAUUUUAAUGAUAUCAAGAAUGAAUUCGGUAAAUAUCUCGAAGUCAAGUACAUCCAACCUAAUAAGACAAUCGUUGAACAAGGCUCGUUUAACUCAGGAUUAUACUACGUUAUUGAUGGAUCCUUGGAUGUUUAUUAUAAAUCAAAUUCAACGGAUACAGAAGCGCCCUCAUCAUUCAAAAAGCUUUACAGCGUUCAACCCGGUGGAUUGGCUGGAUACAUUAGCUCAAUUGUUGGUUUUAGGUCAUUAGUUUCUAUUAGGACGCUCAAGGAUAAAGGAUGUAUCGUUGCUCACAUUUCCAAGUCCGACUUUUCAAAAUUAUCUGAUAAAUACUAUUUCUUACAAUUGCCUGUUGCCUCCAAAUUGAAAUCAUUGUUGUCAAAAGAAAUUUUGAUAAUUGAUUAUGCCUUAGAAUGGUGCCAUAUUCCUGCUGGGGAUGUACUUUGCUCUCAAGGUGAUGUUGCUAAUGGUUUCCAUAUAGUUUUAAGUGGUAGGUUUAGGGUUAUCAAAAAUAAUAAUCCUCGUAAAAGUGAGGUUCAUUUGAAUGGUUCUACUGCGGACAUUCAUAAUUACAAUGAUAACCUAAUAGAUGAAACUACUAAUAAUAGACAUAACUCAAAUCAUAAUCAAUUAUCAUCAGAAGAUUAUGAAGUAUUGGGUGAGUACGGACAUGGUGAAUCUAUCGGUGAAGUUGAAGUUUUGACGGCAUCUCGCAGAACGAAUUCUCUUAUUGCAGUAAGGGACUCUGAAACUGCUAGAAUUCCAAGAACUUUAUUUGAGAUGCUAUCCUUGAAAAAUCCUUCAAUAAUGGUUAAAGUUUCCAGAAUUGUUGCCAGCAGAAUGGUACAGCAAUCUGGUAAUAAGCAUCCCCACAAUCAAUAUAUGAAUACUUCUGUUGCUCCAAUACCUACGUCAACAACCCCAUAUAUUAGUAACGAUUACAAAACAAUCACCAUUCUUCCUUCAGUUAGUGGGUUACCCGUGAGGGAAUUUGCAGACAAAUUGGUAAGUGCCUUAAAAUCAAUUGGUCGUAAUGUUAUUGCUCUAGACCAAGCAUCUACCUUGACUCAUCUUGGUCGCCAUGCGUUUGAUGAAAGAUUAGCUCAAUUGAAACUUUCAGGUUAUUUCGCAUACUUAGAGGAAGAGUAUGAAACGAUUGUUUAUGUAUGUGACACCCCCAUAAAAUCAAAUUGGACAUCUACUUGUAUAUCUCAAGGUGAUUGUAUUUUAUUAUUAGCCGAUGCAGAAGAUGAUGAUGUCGCAAUCAAUGCUGGUGACUAUGAAAGAUUACUCAUAAAAUUGAAAACUACUGCAAGAACUGAUUUAUGUUUGAUCCAUCCUGACAAAUAUGUCGUUCCUGGAUCAACUAGUAUAUGGUUGAAAAACAGAAUUUGGGUUCAAGGACACCAUCAUAUUCAAAUGGAAUUGAAUAGAGAUAAAAAUAGACAACAGAAUAAGAAAAAGCCAAAUAUCAUAAGUGAUUUAGCUGCAAAAAUUAGCAGCAAAACCAAUCCUAACAUCAAGAUUAAAUUUGAAAAUGUCAAAUCAAAAGCCAUGUCUUCAUUGGUCAAAUUGAAUUCUCGUCUCAACAGAACGGAAAACAUGGCAUAUAAAUCGGUUCAAUCUCAUAAGAACGAUUUCUUAAGAUUAGCUAGAAUACUUUCUAAUGAAGCCGUCGGAUUGGUUUUGGGUGGCGGUGGUUCCCGUGGUAUAUCUCAUGUCGGUGUUGUCAUGGCCCUUGAAAAGCACGGUAUUCCUAUUGAUUUAAUUGGGGGUACCUCAAUAGGAUCUUUUGUUGGUGGAUUAUAUGCAAUGGAUUAUAAUAUUGUUUCUAUAUACGGUAGAGCCAAAAAGUUUGCAAAACGUGUUUCGUCAUUAUGGAGAUCUAUUUUUGAUUUAACUUAUCCAGUUACCUCAUAUAUCACAGGGUAUGAAUUCAAUAGGGGUAUAUGGAAAUUAUUUGGUUUUGCAGAAAUUGAAGAUUUUUGGAUCAAAUACUUUUGUAACUCUACUAAUAUCACCAACUCUACUAUGGAUAUCCAUGAAUCCGGAUAUGCAUGGCGAUUCAUAAGAGCUUCAAUGUCAUUGGCAGGUUUAUUACCCCCAAUUGCAUUCAAUGGAUGUAUGUUACUAGACGGUGGCUAUCUAGAUAAUUUGCCUGUCAUGGAAAUGAAGAAGAAAGGUGCAAAAUAUAUUAUUGCAGUUGAUGUUGGUUCAGCCGAUGAUAGGACCCCAAUGAAUUAUGGUGACACAUUAUCUGGUUUCUGGGUAUUAUUCAAUAGGUGGAAUCCAUUUUCGAAACAUCCAAAUGUACCAAAUAUGAUGGACAUUCAAUUGAGAUUAGCAUAUGUUGCAAGUGUUAAUGCAUUAGAGAUGGCUAAAAAAACACCAGGAGUCAUAUACUUGAGACCUCCAAUUGAUGAUUAUGCAACAUUAGACUUUGCAAAAUUUGAUGAAAUUCAUCAUGUUGGUUUAGCAUAUGCGGAUAGCUUACUUAGCAACUGGGAACAGAAUGGCCGUCUCCCUCAAAUCGCAGGUAUGAUAGACAAGUCCAAGAUAAGAAGUGGUGAUGUUCCUAGAUCACUUUACAGAAGAAAUUCAAUUUAAUCUCUUUCAUCUUAUAAACUUUAUCAUCUAGCCUUUAUUUCAUAAACUUCUUAUAUAAUAUUUAUUCAAAGCAUGUAUAUAUGCUCAAAAUAGACAGCCUCAACUGGUA
Messenger RNA from Hyphopichia burtonii NRRL Y-1933, 5203 nucleotides. RefSeq names its product lysophospholipase. Gene Ontology annotation, molecular function: phosphatidylcholine lysophospholipase A1 activity. The record is from RefSeq and is a predicted model, not a curated record. NCBI's taxonomy places the organism in Eukaryota, Fungi, Ascomycota, Pichiomycetes, Serinales, Debaryomycetaceae. The coding region runs from base 52 to 5094 and encodes 1680 amino acids. Gene Ontology annotation, cellular component: endoplasmic reticulum. Gene Ontology annotation, biological process: lipid metabolic process. The transcript has a single exon.